AUGUGUAGAUUUUGUAACAAGAAGGGUCAUAGGGAGUUUGAGUGUUUUUCCAAAUUAAAGCAACAAGGGAAUGUGAAUAAGUUUACUUCAACAAGCAAUCAAGGAGGAAAUUCGAAUGGUCAUAAUGGGAAUGGAAAUAACGGAAAUGUUGGCAAAAACAACUCCGGGAAUCAAGGAAAGAAUGUUAAUUCAGGUCGUUUGUUUGUGAUGAGCAAAACGGAAGCUAAAAGGUCUUCUGGCGUUAUCACUGGUAACUUUUCUAUUCAUUCUAUUUCUAAUAAAGCUUUAUUUGAUUCUGGAGCCACCUAUUCUUUUAUUUCUAGUUCUGUUGUGAAACAAUUAGGACUAGUCGAACAAAAUUCGAUUGACUUGCUUAUUAGUUUGCCUACUGGUGAGGUUGUGAGGUGCAUCAAGAUACAUAAGGGUUUACCUUUGAGGAUUGGAGAGACUGAUUUUCUAUCUGAUUUUAUAGAAUUUGAAUUGGGUGACCUUGAUGUCAUUUUGGGAAUAGAUUGUUUAACCACCUAUAAAGCUAAGAUUGAUUAUGAGAUACAGAAGGUUUAUGUAAGGAGUCCUUUGGGAGAGGAAGUGUCUUACAGAGAUUUUGGGAAACCAAAAGGUAUUGGGAUUAUUUCUGCAAUGAAGUUGUCGAAACUUAAGAAAGAUGGGAGCAUGAGAUUGUGCAUUGAUUAUAUGGAGCUGAAAUAA
Molecule: messenger RNA, 708 nt
Organism: Chenopodium quinoa (quinoa)
Lineage: Eukaryota; Viridiplantae; Streptophyta; Magnoliopsida; Caryophyllales; Amaranthaceae
Exons: 2
Coding region: 1-708 (235 amino acids)
Biological process (GO): proteolysis
Molecular function (GO): aspartic-type endopeptidase activity
Source: RefSeq, a predicted model, not a curated record